AUGUUGGCAAGAUAUGUAUUUCCUUGUUUGGAUGAGUGUCAGUGCGAUACAGAUGACGAAGUAAUCUAUUGUCAUAAUGGUCAUCGAACUACACUUGAGUUGCCGGAAAUUCGUUUACGGGGUUUCAUAGUGAUAGGAUUGACAAAUAAUGCAAUCAAGAAGCUUCCUAACGAAAAAUCUCUCUUGGAAUUGUUUCCGGAUCUAAUGGCCAUUGACGUGGAAGGCAAUGCACAGUUUGACUGUGAGUCGCUGAAAGAAUACAAAGAAAUUAAAAUAUACAGUGAUUGUAACGGGACCGAAAUGCUGGUAACGAGAAAUCAUAGGUUACCGAAUAUUCAAGAGCAGACUGACGUAAGCUUCAUUUUUGUUAUAAAGAAUAACAAAGCACUUUAUAACACUGCUGUCUUCCAUUUGUAUCGUUUAAAUAACCGAUAUAUGCGACUUCCAAUGCCAGGUGAACAAACACUACAAAAUGCUGUACAACUAUCUGGUGAAAUUAUGGAAGGUAAAAAUUUUUUGCUAAAGACGAAGUAUAACGAUAUUGACAAGGAUAAAAUUGUCAAGGAUGUGAAGGACUUCUUUGUUAAUAUUGCGAAGAAAAUUGAUCAGUUACAUAUGAAAUAA
Messenger RNA from Acanthocheilonema viteae, 624 nucleotides. Lineage: Eukaryota; Metazoa; Nematoda; Chromadorea; Rhabditida; Onchocercidae. The record is from the annotation of a GenBank genome assembly.